Helianthus annuus (common sunflower) is the source of this 2739-nucleotide messenger RNA. RefSeq lists its product as uncharacterized. The record is from RefSeq and is a predicted model, not a curated record. Gene Ontology annotation, biological process: telomere maintenance; DNA repair. The coding region runs from base 1 to 2739 and encodes 912 amino acids. Gene Ontology annotation, molecular function: DNA helicase activity. NCBI's taxonomy places the organism in Eukaryota, Viridiplantae, Streptophyta, Magnoliopsida, Asterales, Asteraceae. The transcript has 5 exons.
AUGGUAAGAGAUUGUUUUCAAGAAAAUGAGUUUCAAGAUGUAAGCUUGAAGCUGAUUGGAAUAAGAGAUAAGGAUGGAAGAGUUCACAAUUUGCCAACAACAUCAGAAAUUGCUGCUUUAAUACAUGGUGAUUUUGAUGGAGCAUUUGAUAAACGGGACAUUGUUAUUAGAAAGAAGUCUGGUGGUCUUCAAAGAAUUAAUGAGCUUCAUCCCUCUUACCUUGCUUUGCAAUAUCCACUUAUUUUCCCAUAUGCGGAAGAUGGUUAUAGAGUUGGUAUUAAACAUAGAGGGAUUGCGAUUGAUGAUGAGCAGUUUUUGGUUGAUGGAUACACGAUGAUAGAAUCUGCCAGACUGAAUUAUAUAAGGACACAACAACCUAAACUUAGAGUGCAAAAUCUUAAGAAUUUGAAUGCUACUGUUGAAAGUGGAGAGAAUAAUGCCUCAAGUUGUGGUAAACCUAUACUUUUACCUUCAUCAUUUACUGGUGGUUCUAGAUAUAUGAUGCAAAAGUACUUGGAUGCUAUGGCAAUUUGCAAGUCUGUUGGAUAUCCUGAUUUAUUCAUAACGGUGACUUGUAAUCCAAACUGGCCUGAGAUUUACAGGUGUUUGCACGAUAAAGCUCUUAAUGCUGAAGACAGACCGGAUAUUAUCUCUAGAAUAUUCAAGUGUAAAUUGGAUCAUCUUAUAAAAGAUUUCAAGAAACAUAAAUUCUUUGGUGAUAUACAAGCAGCCCACUGUUCAAAAAUUUCAGUUAUGUAUACAGUGGAAUUUCAGAAGCGUGGACUCCCACAUGCUCACAUAUGUUUGUUCUUGGGUGCUGAAAGCAAAUUUCCAAAUGCAUCUGAUAUUGAUCGUGUUAUUACUGCUGAGAUACCAGAUAAAGAAAGAGAUCUUGAAUUAUAUGAGCUUGUCAAGCAAUUUAUGAUUCAUGGACCAUGUGGUACAGACAACCCACUUUGUCCAUGUAUGGUUCAGCAAAAAUGUUCUAAAAAGUUUCCCAAAAAAUAUGUAGAUGAGACUUGUGUUGAUUCUGAAGGAUAUCCUGUCUAUCGUCGCCGUCAAACAAGUAAUAUGGUAGUAAAGAAUGGUGUGACACUUGAUAAUAGAUUUGUAGUUCCUUACAAUGCUCUCCUGCUCAGAAAGUAUCAGUGCCACGUUAACGUUGAAUGGUGCAACCAGUCAGGUUCUAUCAAAUAUUUGUUUAAAUAUAUUAAUAAGGGGCCUGAUAGAGUCACUGCUUCUGUUUUUCAAGCCAAUAGCACCAAGAAUAAUACGGAACAGAAUGUAGCUGUAGAUGAGAUAAAAGCAUACCUUGAUUGUAUAUAUAUCUCUGCUUGUGAAGCUGCUUGGAGAAUAUUCAUGUAUGAUAUACAUUAUAGAUAUCCAGCUGUUGAAGUAUUACCUUUUCAUUGUGAAGAUGGUGAGAGUAUUGUGUAUAACGAUCAUGAUAAUUUGUGUGAUAUUGUUACUGAUCCAACUGUGAAAAUGACAAUGUUUACAGAGUGGAUGAAUUGUAAUAAAGUCGAUGAAUUUGCCAGGACAUUAAGGUAUGUUCAGUUUCCAGGAUAUUAUGUAUGGAAUGCUAAAAAUCACAAAUGGAAUCGAAGAAAGCAUCCGUAUGGAUCAAUUGCGAGGGUACAUUAUGUCCCACCAUCACUUUGUGAUUGUUAUUACCUAAGGAUUUUACUGAAUCAUAUUAAGGGACCAACCUGUUUUGAAGAUAUAAAAACAGUUGAUGGGCAGGUUUUUCAAACAUUUAAAGAUGCAUGUUUUGCACGGGGGCUGUUGAAUGAUGAUAAAGAAUAUGUUAAUGCUGUCAAAGAAGCUAGCACAUGGUCAACCGGAGAUUUCUUGAGGACCUUUUUUGUAAUGUUGUUUCUGUCAAAUUCGAUAUCUCGUCCUGAUUUGGAUCUUCAACGGGAAGAACUUGAAAAUAUCUGUCUAUCUGAAAUUGAAAAGUUGCUACUUACCAAUGGAAGUACAGUGAGAAAUUUUGAUGAUAUGCCAAGUGUUCCGGACAAUUAUGUUUCAUCAUCGAACAAUCUAUUGAUAAUGAAAGAAUUAUCAUAUGACAGACUAGCUCUUCAAAGGGAACAUGAUCGUUAUCUAAAGUGUUUAACUGCCGAACAGGAAAGGAUAUAUAAAAUUGUUAUGGAAGCGAUUGAAAAAGGUGAUGGAGGUGAAGUUGUAUUGAAUGUUGGAUCUAGUGGAAUUUCUUCAAUUUUGCUGGAUGGUGGUAGAACUGCUUAUUCAAGGUUUGUAAUUCCAAUCAACAUUAAUGAGAAUUCAAUAUGUUCGAUAGAGCCUAAUACUGAGUUAGGUGAUUUAAUUAAAAGAGCAACAUUGAUUAUUUGGGAUGAAGCACCUAUGACUCACAAGCAUUGUUUCAAGGCUCUUGAUAGAACAAUGAGAGACAUAUCAUGUUCCAGUCAACCGAACAUGCAAUCGAAGCCGUUUGGGGGAAAGGUCAUUCUAUUUGGUGGUGAUUUUAGACAAAUUCUUUCGGUCAUCCCUAAAGGUACCAGAACAAUAAUAGUCAAUGCUUCUUUGAAUUCUUCUUAUAAAGUAUUAAAGCUAACUGAGAAUAUGAGAUUAAGAGUUGGUUGUCAGGAAGCAGAUUUGAAAGAAAUAAAGGAAUUUGGAGAAUGGAUUUUAAAGCUUGGUGAUGGUCUGCUUGGUGAAGAAAAUGAUGGUGAGAUUGAUAUUGAAAUACCAGAUGAUUUACUUAUUCAUGACUAA